AUGGAUCUUUCGCUGGGGGAGACAAGUGAUGCGAUUGCUUCGCUUGCAGAAGGCUGCAGCUUGGAACACAUUGCGGAACUUGCGACGCAGUGCGAGUCUCACUUGGCGAGCGUCGAGGCAAUUAUGGAUGCCACGGAAAAUGCCCUACGCACUUCCCAAGGGCCCCGGCGCCUUGUUCUUUGGUUUUUCAUCGAUCGUCUGGCCAAGCAGCAUGCCAAUUUUUUGGACGCGCUUCGGCCGCGUCUGCGGGGUCUUGCAGCGACGGCAGCUCCGGCGGUAGGAACUGCGGAGUGGGAUGACUUCAAGACGCUUUUAAAGUCGUCGAUUGCUGUGGUGUUUGGUGCCCCGCUGGUUUCUCUUAUUUUGUUGGAGAUUGACCCCGAUACGCAGAAGGAAACUGCCAGCACCACUAGCACUACAGAGCGGAGUCAGGGUAUUCUUGCAAUGCACAGCAACGCCAUGCGUACUAGCGGCGCGUUUUUGACGAAAACCAUUGGAACGCAGAGACCGGCUGCGGCGAAACACACGCUGCAAGUGAAAACUAUUGACAGUCAGAUGGCGAUGAACAUGGCGAGUAGCUAUGCCCCUGCGCGGCCGCAGGAGAUUGCCGUCCCUGAGAUUCAUCCCGAUGCUGACGCGCCGCAUGGGCAUGUGAAGGCACUACCUUCCGAUUACCUGAAGAAUUAUGAGAACACUAGAAGAAAGCGUCUUCGUGAAGUGAUGGAGCGAAAUAGAAAGGAAAUGGAUCGCCGCCAGGAGGAAGAACUUCUUCACCGUGUUCGGGGUACAGCUAUUCAAAAUGGAAAGAUGCCCGAUUAUUCUGAUGUGGUUAUGCCGUUGGAGUUUCCACGUGAUGAGCAUGGCGUGAAGCGGGGAUUUUUUCCGCUCGGUGUACGCUUUAUCCGAGAGGCAAUUAGAAGUUGUGGUGGAGCAGUGGAGUUGGAUGUGCUGGUCAAUCGGCUAUCUACACUAGCGAGCAAGGAAACUGUGGCGGAGUUUGGUGAUGUGCGUGAAUUUAUUCUUAUUCAUCGGCCUACUUUUCGUAUAACGAAUGAAAGGAAUCGUUGGAUUGUUCGUCUCGCGGGGGACGAAAGUUCUGAUCCGACUUGGGAAUCUUUGCAGUGCCCGCUGUGUUCCAAGGUGAUGCGUGGGCGCAACCUCGCGCGUCACAUGGGCUGCAGACAAUGUGUCACAACCCAAAUUGCCCUUGGACUUCAUGGCGAGGUGCACGGCCCUAUUUCUGAACUUUCCUUUGUCGCAAAGUCCAUCAUUGACCGAGGAAACGAGUAUGAUGAUUGGGAUUUGGAGUGGUUCGCCGACUGCUUAGAGAGGUCCGCAAACUGCCGACGUUUCAAGCUUUCCUCACAGUCGAAAUUUGCUCCCAUAUUAAAGGCAAUGCGUGUUGUUCGAAACCGCUGGUUGGCGCGGAAAGGGGUGGCGAAUGUUUCGGAAGCCGCCGUAGAUCCCAGCGAUGCGGCUGUUGCGAAUCUCUUUCGAACAAUUGGGCGAAAUGUGAACCGCCUUCCAAUUCCUUGGCUGGAAAUGGGCGAUAUGGUCGACAUUUGUUGUCGUUUUUCAGAUUUGGUGUUGCCUCCCUUUAAUCCCCCGCCGCGACCUGCCGACCCCCGCAUUAGUCUGCAUAAUGAAUAUCCGGGCUUUCUUCUUUGUGAGAGUGAAGUUGACGACGAGGACGAUCCGAGUGAUGAUGAAGACGCAUUCUCUGAUGAUGAGGCGCCCACAUUUGUCUUUGCGCCUCCGGUCGAGUUGGCCGAAACGAUUUUCACGGCAGGCUUCGAAAGAGAUACCAAACGGCUUCAACAUCGCAUGCGAACUGCUCCGCCGUUGGUACUUCAACGAGUGCUGAAGGGCGAUCGAUCUCAAACACAGCGAGAGAUGUAUGCCGUUGCAAAGGAUGCGAGCGGCCUUACUACACCAUCCUAA
Trypanosoma cruzi is the source of this 1941-nucleotide messenger RNA. RefSeq lists its product as uncharacterized. NCBI's taxonomy places the organism in Eukaryota, Euglenozoa, Kinetoplastea, Trypanosomatida, Trypanosomatidae. The coding region runs from base 1 to 1941 and encodes 646 amino acids. The record is from RefSeq and is a predicted model, not a curated record. The transcript has a single exon.